AUGAGCCGGGCGGGCUGGCGGGUGCUGCAGGCGCUGGGUGCUGGCGGGUCCCGGGCGGCYGCCCCGCUCAGGCGCUGCUCCCAGGUGGUGUCGGGCGAGUUCAGCGAGGACAGCGAGGUCUACAACUUCACGCUGCACGCGGGCGACGAGCUGACGCUCAUGGGCCAGGCGGAGCUGCUGUGCGCCAAGGCGGGCAAGGARAGGUGGCGCCUCGGCAGCCUGCUGCGGCGGCUGGGCCGCGCGGCGCCCGCGGGCGGGCGGCCCGCCAAGGGCAAGAUGCCCUGCCUCGUCUGCAUGAACCACCGCACCAACGAGAGCCUCAGCCUGCCCUUCCAGUGCAAGGGCCGCUUCAGCACGCGCAGCCCGCUGGAGCUGCGCCUGCAGGAGGGCGAGCACACCGUGCGCAGCAUCAUCGAGAAGGUGCGGCUGCCCGUGAACGUGGCCGUGCCCAGCCGCCCCGCGCGCAACCCCUACGACCUGCACGCCAUCCGCGAGGGCCACCGCUACAAGCUCGUGGGCAUCGUCUCCAAGACGGUGGUGCUGUGCUGCAUCCUGCGCCGCGACGCGCUCGUGCCCUUCCACUUCCUGCUGCUCGCCGACAUGCCCCGCUUCCAGCUGCCCGAGGGGCUGCUCGGCGGCGACCCGCGCCUCGAGAAGCUGCUGCGGGACAGCGCCGCGUUCUGCCGCGAGCGCUUCGACGCCGAGCAGUACUCCAGGGCGGUGCGGGAGGCCGGGCCCGAGCUCGCCGGGGAGCGCGGCAGCCCGCGGCGCCUGCGCCUCUGCCCGCAGGGCUGCGAGGGGCUCGGCCAGCCGCUGCGGCGCCUCUCGCUCUGCGUGGCCCGCGGCGCGCCGGGCGCCGAGCCCGCCGAGCCCGACACGGAGUACGUGGCGCCCGCCUGGGCCGAGGGCAGGAGCCCGGAGCCGCCGGAGAUCCCCUACGAGGAGCUGUGGGGCAACGCGAGCGGCGAGGGCUGCGCGCACGGGGGCCGCCGCGACCUGCUCUGCUCGGGGGCCGCGGCCCCGCGGGGCUCCCCGCGCCGCCCCGGGGACCAGCCCCUCGGGGACGCGCCGCCCCCCGUGCCGCCCAAGUCGGAGGCGGGUGCUGUUGAGGCGGCCGCCCCCCGGCCCCGCGGCGACGGCUCGCCCUGGCUGCCGCCCGCCGACCUCUCGGCGCUGUCGCUGGAGGAGGUGUCGCGCUGCCUGCGCUUCAUCGGCCUCUCCGAGGACGUGGUGAGCUUCUUCGCGCGCGAGCGCAUCGACGGCAGCAUCUUCGUGCAGCUCAGCGAGGAGAUCCUGGCCGACGACUUCCGCCUCACCAAGCUGCAGGUGAAGAAGAUCAUGCAGUUCAUCAAGGGCUGGCGGCCCAAGAUGUAG
This is a messenger RNA of Nothoprocta perdicaria, 1374 nucleotides long. RefSeq names its product GRB2 associated regulator of MAPK1 subtype 2 (gene GAREM2). The transcript has 2 exons. Bases 1 to 1374 code for a protein of 457 amino acids. The record is from RefSeq and is a predicted model, not a curated record. Lineage: Eukaryota; Metazoa; Chordata; Aves; Tinamiformes; Tinamidae.